CCAGAAAAGAGAAGAACAUCCAAGAAACUUCAAGACAAUCAUACAUCCUCCCUUUAAAUACAACACACUCCUCCAUUCUCUCCCAUGAUUUACGAAAAUUUCUGUCUGAAACAUUCAACACCUGUUCCCAACUCUUUGGAAGCAUGUCGUCCCUCAUUUCUCAACUGUGUGUUGAUGAAAUUUUUGACCCUUUUCUUUCAAUGAUCAACAAAUGUCCAGUUCUCAACACCCCAACAGAUUGGAAAGAGACCCCAGAAGCCCAUGUCUUCAUAUCUGAUCUCCCUGGUCUGAAGAAAGAGGAUGUGAAGGUGGAGGUUGAUGAAGGGAGAGUGCUUCAGAUAAGUGGAGAAAGGCCUUCGGCGGACAAAGAUGGCGAAAAUGAUAAGUGGCAUAGGGUCGAACGUUGUCGGGGGAAGUUUCUGAGGAGGUUUCGGCUGCCGGAAAAUGCUAAGAUUGAUCAAGUGAAAGCUUCCAUGGAGAAUGGAGUGCUUGUUGUGACUGUGCCUAAAGAGGAGGUUAAGAAACCAGGGAAGAAGGUGAUUGAGAUCAACUGAAUUUUCAUGUCUAUGCCUACGCUAUAGUGUGUGUGUUAAUUAUAUAUAAAAUUAAAAUGUAUGCAAAUUAUGAAUAAAGUCUUUUUUUUCAUAUAUAAA
Manihot esculenta (cassava) is the source of this 653-nucleotide messenger RNA. RefSeq names its product class I heat shock protein. The transcript has a single exon. NCBI's taxonomy places the organism in Eukaryota, Viridiplantae, Streptophyta, Magnoliopsida, Malpighiales, Euphorbiaceae. The coding region runs from base 144 to 554 and encodes 136 amino acids. Gene Ontology annotation, biological process: response to salt stress; protein folding; response to hydrogen peroxide. The record is from RefSeq and is a predicted model, not a curated record.